Lates calcarifer (barramundi perch) is the source of this 4376-nucleotide messenger RNA. Its product is annotated as CDP-diacylglycerol--glycerol-3-phosphate 3-phosphatidyltransferase. The coding region runs from base 252 to 863 and encodes 203 amino acids. Gene Ontology annotation, cellular component: membrane. Gene Ontology annotation, biological process: phospholipid biosynthetic process. The record is from RefSeq and is a predicted model, not a curated record. The transcript has 7 exons. Gene Ontology annotation, molecular function: phosphotransferase activity, for other substituted phosphate groups. Lineage: Eukaryota; Metazoa; Chordata; Actinopteri; Centropomidae.
GUGACGCUCUGUGCGUAAGACAUCUUAGCAGGCUAGGUGGUGUGACGAACAUAAAAAGCGCCCACAGCACGCUAUACUUACAAGGACAGUGCCCCGUAGACACUGUAGUAGGUUACAGUUAUUAACAUAGCAAUGAAUCUUAUAACAACAAAUGCAGUGCGCGUGUUUUCAUCGCUCGAGAGAUCGGCUUAGGAGCAGGUUGCGUCAUCUUUUUUCCAGGAUGUGGCUGCAUUACUCGUAACUGACCAGAGAUGGGACUCCAGGUUUUGUUGUACUGGCCGAAUGUUAUCGGUUACAUUAGGAUUGGUCUCAUGUUUGCUGCAUGGGGUACCUAUGAGACACCAGCAGUGUUUGUCCCUCUUUACUCAGUCUCCGUAGCACUUGAUGGAGUGGACGGGUGGCUGGCGAGGAGGCUGGGCCAGAGCUCCAGGUUUGGGGCUUGGCUGGACGUAGUGGUGGACAACCUGGGCAGAGGCAUGCUGUGGAGCCUGCUGUUUAAGUGGGGUUGGCUGGUGUCAGCACUCGAGUGGUGUGUGUUUGUGUGUAACCACAACACCAGAGGUGGCCACUGGAAGAACAGCUUCACCAGCGGCCCUGGACUCAUACAGGCCAUCAUGGCAAACGGGUUUUGGACACUGCUGGGCACAUGGGUAGUGAUGGGCCUGCACUGCCUCCCUCUGUGGUUGUAUGGGUAUCAGUGGGAUUUACUAUCUCACUGGUUCUAUCUGCCUCUCUGGAUCCAGGCUCUGGGGAUUAUGCUGCUGGCUGCAGGUCGCCUGCUGGCGCUAUCAGCGGAGAUAUGGUGUAUAUGGACACACAUUGAAUAUCUCAUCAGUGAUGAUCCAGAGGAGAAAAAGAACUGAAAGUCACUGAACAGGAUCAACUUACACUGUCCUGGCUUUCCAUCACUUUUAUAUCAACAGUGACAUUAGGUCACAAAUGACUUUCUCCAAAGCUGAAAAAAUCUGUCACUGCUGUGGAAGAAUGUGGUAAAAUGUCUAUUUACUUUCAUUAUUACUCACCAUAUUGGAUGUAUCUGGGCAUUAAUAUUAAUAUAUGUGGCUGUUUUACAGGUAGAAGAUGACAGUGAAAUUAUCUGAGAUACAAGGUGUGGCUCAUCUGAACUUUUUGACCCUGACUCUAACAGUGAAGCAGUAACAAGACAACAGUGAAACAUCCCCGCAUCGCAUUUGGUGUCAGUCAUCUCAUCUGAACUCUUAGAGAGAAAGGAGAGAUCACAGCUUUACUGUAUUUGUCCAACUUUCUCAGCAAGCACACGCCCUUUGACCCUCCACCCCCUCCAGCACUGAAACUGUUUCAUUCCCUUUCAGUUAUCAGUAGAUAUUGUCAAGUCAAACCUUGUCGCCUACAUUCCAUCAGUCAGCUGAAUUCUCAGGGUCAUUAUUAAAGGCAAAACACCUCAAUACAAAUAAACACUGUUUAAAAAAAAUCACAUUUCUGAGUCUAUGUUUUUAACAUGUAUUUUCCUUUUUGCUGUUGGCCAAACAAAUGUGACAUCAUGGCAAGAUAGUUCAGUUAGUUUGAACAGAAAAUGUUUCCUGUCAAAAUCUGUGGAAAAGAGGAUCUUUCUAGAACUUUCACAGAUGGUACAGAGAAAAAUCCAUUGCAGAAGAUGCAGAAAUCUCUUGCCAAUAGCUUGAAAAUAGCAGCCUUAAUAGGCCAGAAUGCAAUUCAACAAGUUGAGAAAUGACCUUUGAUUAAAAGCAGUCAGUGUAGCAGUAUCUCAGGGUGGAUUUUGCAAUUAUUGAUUUUUAGGGACAAGAAGAUAUGUAUUGACCAUUGUAAUAAUGCCCAGCUCUACAGUACACUUCUCUGCAUUAUGGUACAAAUCUUAUCUUAAAUCUUCACCUGUUUGGAAAUACCAACUGCAGGUAUGCCCUGGACAAAAUUUCACCUGGAGGGAGGGUGUGUGUUGGGAAGGGGGUGCGCCUGUUGAAGCACCAAGAGUGUAGCUGAGCGUCCUUUUAAGGGGCUAAGGCUGGACCUCCUCAGCUGGAGCCACUCACUCACAUCACUGCUAGAGAGGGAGAUGUCCGACAGCACUGAAGCAACAGCAAGGCAAAGCUUCUUUUCUUCAUUCAUUAAAAAAAAAAAAAAAGUGGGGUACUUAUUAAAGGCAUCACAUUUUCAGUAAUGUUGCAGAUAUUAAUGCCUAAUUUACUUUUCUAGCUGGACUCUGUUUUCACGUUUUCCAUCACUGCGCAACUUUUCAGAGCAAAAUCUCAUCAGUUAUUUCUCUACACAACAAAUGCCAUGCUUAUCUUCAUUUAUCCAUUACUACACAGCUAUGACUUUUCAUUCUGCAUGACUUUAAAGGGUCAGUUUAUCCAAAUUAGUAGAAUCGUGUUCAGCCAUGCAGAUAGUUAUUCUCAUUCAGAUAUAACCAUCUCUGACAUUUAUGCCUCUGCCAAUGACAGUGAAUGCAAUUAGUAGUACUGAAAGUUUACAUUAAAAAAGAGGCAACAGCAAAAUUUCCUUUCAAGUGUCCCUCUGACUCCAGUUUUCAUACGGAUGGUUUUCACAGUUCCCUGUGAUGUUAAAACCAGAACUUUCUGCACAGCUAGACGCCACCAGAGCAAUCAGCGGUUCCCAACCUAGACCUUAGGAUGACAGGUCCUCAUAAACUCUUUAAUAGACUGAGAGGGUAAAAGCACUCUACAAAUGAUCUGCUCAAAACUCCGGCAUUCACUCAAAAACACAAAAGCAAAGUAGAUCUUGCUUUGCAUUAGGGGGCAAGAAACAGAGCUAGAAAGAAUAAUCAAUUAGGUCAAUAUAUUGGCUGAUAUUAUGUUAUUAGAUGGCAGGAAAAAUCAUAGGAAAUGUCAGUAGAGAAAUGCCAAAGAUAUGUUUGAGGUAAUUUAGACAGUGUUGCUAUUCCAAAGUUUAUCCACUUGAUCACUCACAACUUGUUACCCUGUAAAAAAUGUAAGCACAUAUCUUUGUUGAAAUUAACCAAAUGCAAGGGAUCCUCACAUCUGAAUAAUAUUGCACACUUCUGUUUAGGUUAUGUCUUUAUGUAUAAAGAAUGAACAGCAGAUACACAUUUUUAAACUCUCAAAUCUCAACACUGACCAGCCUAGAUCUGGUAAAGGUUUGGGAACCACUGCACUUCAGGUACGUGAGAACUUUUUUUUUUUUUUUGAACUGAUCCUUUAAAUGUGCAUGCAGGCCAGCAACUGUGGCCAACCAGCAAAGUCACUGAAGCAACAGACUGCUGGGAACGAUCAUUUUUACUGACGAGUAAUUACAAAGUGAGCGUCACAGCAUUAAAAUGUUGAGAAAGAUUUUUUCCUCAUUUAGCUCCGUAAUGAAACAAUAAAUGAGAUUUUGGUCAGAAAAAACUGACAGAAGCCGACGGAAAAACAGGCCCCAAAACAAAAAACCCUUUGCAUUAAUGGGAUAUCUGACAGGAUGGAGUGGAGAGGAAAGGCCAGAUGUACAGGUAGACAGGCUGACAACACACUCACUCUCUCACAUGCACACACUCACACAUGUACAAUAUUGGUCCCAUUGUAGUGCCCUUAAGGGUAUAAUAGUUUAUUUAGCACUUAAAAGUAUGGGUCCGUCUACAGACAGAUAACUGCAAGCUGGUGUAAGGCUGGUAGUCAUCAGUGGAGCACUUGGGCACCCAGAGUUCUAUCUGUGAAAACUAACACACACGUACACACUCAUACAGGAAGCCACACCUUAAAAUUAGCAAAUGAAGGGAGGCUUAAGCCCCUGUACAUGUAGCAUCUUCCUCUUUUCACUCCUAUUCAUGUCCCUUAUUUUUAAUGUAAUAGUGUUGAGCUGUUCCUUUAGAAUUCACGGCUCACUCAGUAGGAAAAGCAUAAACAAAGGGCUACAUGAACAUACACAUCUGCAUAUAAGUUAUUGGCAUUUUAAUUAUGCUAUGUCAGGACUAAGCUGGAAAAACAGAUAUAAUAAACUGAAAACAAGACCUGUGAAGCCUGUUAUGUGUAACAAUAUACCCACUGAUUCAACACAUUCCACUGUUUAAUCUCUCUCCACCAAGCAGUUCAAAAUAGGACGUCUUCUUAGGGUUCACUUUAAGUUUCUUGCAAAGAAGUAACCAAGAAGCCUUCAACUGAAACUUAAGUGUACAAUCUGCUGUAUUAUUUCACUGUACAAGUGUCAAAAAUAUUCAACAACUUCCAUCUGUGAUCCGCCAAAGUGAUGAUGCUGAUGGAUGUGGGCUGAAACACAUUUUUCACAGAUGUGGGGUCCAGGUACUGAAAUGUACAUAGUCCUGGAGAACAUGGUUUUGAUCUGUGAUGAGUCUCAUGGCAUUCAGAGCUACACUGGCUCAAAUACAAAAGCAAAAAUGUCUUCCGAUUCCAAACUGAAAAGAAAAA